AUGGUGCCCGCACUGGUACUGAUGUUGCUGGCGGUGGCCCCGUAUGGGCCCGCCGUCGCGCGCAGGCAUGCUCCUGACCUCAGAGAAGAUGAACCCGCUCGGCGUACCACGAGACCUGCCGCUUUCAGGUUUUAUAAUUUUGUUAAUACCACUUGCGCCAUUGAUGACCCGUUGGCCGUUACCGUGUCAAAAUCCGUCUCGAUAGCCUUUAUGUAA
Molecule: messenger RNA, 216 nt
Organism: Pieris macdunnoughi
Lineage: Eukaryota; Metazoa; Arthropoda; Insecta; Lepidoptera; Pieridae
Source: the annotation of a GenBank genome assembly